Suillus bovinus is the source of this 210-nucleotide messenger RNA. RefSeq lists its product as uncharacterized. NCBI's taxonomy places the organism in Eukaryota, Fungi, Basidiomycota, Agaricomycetes, Boletales, Suillaceae. Bases 1 to 210 code for a protein of 69 amino acids. The record is from RefSeq and is a predicted model, not a curated record. The transcript is spliced from 2 exons.
AUGACAAUAGGGAAGAGAGUCGGUAAAAACAUCCUCACAGAAACAGAUGAUAUCAUCACAUGGUACAACAACGCCUUGGAUGGGCUCAUGCAGCUAUUUCGGGAUCAAACUCUUCAGGAUGUAGCUAUCUUUGUCCAGUUUGCGGGCAAAACCCUCGAUCUCAGCGGCAUGGCUUAUGCAGGAGGUGCAGGACUAGAUACUACGAAGUAA